Messenger RNA from Anopheles maculipalpis, 5208 nucleotides. It is a transcript of the gene Oseg2, whose product is annotated as intraflagellar transport protein 172 homolog. The record is from RefSeq and is a predicted model, not a curated record. Gene Ontology annotation, molecular function: protein binding. Gene Ontology annotation, biological process: intraciliary transport. Gene Ontology annotation, cellular component: ciliary basal body; intraciliary transport particle B; axoneme. Lineage: Eukaryota; Metazoa; Arthropoda; Insecta; Diptera; Culicidae. Bases 1 to 5208 code for a protein of 1735 amino acids. The transcript is spliced from 3 exons.
AUGUACAUAACUCGUAUCCUACAGGACCACCUGUACCGUGUGGCUGGACUGUGCUGGUCAGCAAACAACCAGAAGCUAGCGGUAGCCACGGCUGACCGGGUCAUUCUGCUGUUCGACGAAAAUGGAGAACGGCGCGAUAAAUUUUCCACCAAAGCGGCUGAUCCUAAUGCGAUGAAGAAUUCGUACGUUAUCCGGGGCAUUACAUUUAGUCCGGAUUCGAGUCGGCUUGCGGUAGCGCAAAGCGACAGCAUCGUGUACGUGUACAAGCUUGGUGAACAGUGGAACGAGAAGAAGGUGAUUUGCAAUAAAUUCCCGCAAGGUUCGGCGGUUACCUGCAUUUCCUGGCUUGUCGGUGGCUUAAUUGUGGCCGGACUAGAGGAUGGCAAGGUUCGUUCGUUGUACUGCAAAAAUAACAAAUCGAAGACGCUGUACGGUACGGACAGUAUGGUGGUAGCGCUGGCACAAAACACCAAGGGUACCGGUGUCCUAUCCGGUCACGAGGAUGGAUCAGUUGUGCGGUUCCUUUUGGUGGAAGAACCCGGUGAACCAACUGGGCGCUUGCUACAGCAUCCAGUUGCUCCGGUAGCACUAGCCUGGCCACAAGGUGGUAUCGUUGUGGCGGGAUGCGAUAAGAAGAUCUGCUUCUACGAUCUUCAGGGUCGUGCUAUGCGAAAUUUCGAUUAUGGACGGGAUGAAGUGGAGCGGGAGUUUACCGUAGCCGCAGCUAGCCCGAAUGGCCAAGCAGUCGCGGUGGGAAGUUUCGAUCGUCUACGCAUCUUUAGUUGGAGUCCGCGACAAAAUGCUUGGACAGAGUCCCUAUGCAAGACAAUUCCUAAUUUGUACAGCGUAACGGCGGUUUGCUGGAGGAAGGAUGGAUCACGACUCGCUGUUGGAUCGUUGUGUGGAGCUGUACUGGCAUACGAAUCAGUUUUAAGACGCACCAUCUGGCAGGACAAGUUUGAGCUCACGUUUGUGGCUCCGAGCCAGGUGUUGUUACGAUCGUUGCACGAACCGAUCACAACGAUGUUGGUUGAGUCUCAGCUAGGACUCGAAAUUGAUGACAUCAGGAUCAUGGGCAAGGACAGCUAUCUGGUAGGAAGAACUGAAGACUCACUGAUCCUGUGUGAUCUUACGCGCUCCUUAACGAGUGAAAUUCCUUGGAUAGCGACAGGACGUCACGAACGAUUUUACUUCGAAAACCCAACCGUCGCACUGAUCUUCAACGCAGGUGAACUGUCGCUGGUCGAGUACGGUGAACACUACAUCCUAGGCUCGGUACGGACGGAGUUUGUAAACCCACACGUAAUCUCGGUACGCUUGAACGAACGAGGCAACACGCGGAACAACAAAAAGUUGGCCUACCUGCUCGACAUGAAGACGGUGUGUGUGGUGGAUCUGAUGCUCCAAUCGACGAUCGCACAGAUUUCACACGAUUCCAAGAUCGAUUGGUUGGAGUUAAGCGAAACGGGGCACAAGCUGCUUUUUCGCGAUCGUAAGAUGCGUCUCGUGCUAGUUGACGUAGGUACUGGGCAGAAGCAAACCCUGCUCGCCAAGGUCGCUUUCGUACAGUGGGUUCCUUCGAGUGAUGUGGCCGUUGCACAAAGCGACACCAAUCUGGCAGUGUGGUACAACAUUGAUCUGCCCGAGCACGUAACAAUGAUGCCGGUACGAGGAGACGUGGUGGAUGUGCUGCGAGAGGAUGGUCGUACGGAGAUCAUCACACGUGAGGCCGCUUCGGAGCAUGUGUACCCACUGGACGAGGGUUUGGUUGAGUUUGGAACAGCUGUGAAUGAUAGUGACUUUGGACGUGCUAUAUUUUACCUCGAGUCUCUUGGUGAUCGUCCGGCGGCUAAAGCUAUGUGGCAUAAUUUGGCUAAUAUUGCACUGGCACAGCAAAAUUUGCGUGUAGCUCAGCGCUGCUUUGCUGCGCUGGGGAAUGCCUCGAAAACGUUCUACAUCGGUGAGAUGAUUAAGAUUGCUGAACGGUACGAGGAGACGACUGGACCCGGUAUGACCUGCCCCGAGGUUCGUGCUAUGAUGGCUCUUCUUGGUGGGGAUUUGAGAACUGCGGAACGUAUCUACAUCGAGCAAGGUGACAUUGAAGCCGCCCUAGCCAUGUACACCAAACUGCGCCGUUGGGACGAUGCAAUCAAACUGGCAGAACGUCGCGGAUAUCAUGGGCUUGUUGAGCUAAAGGAAGCACAAAUGGAGUUUCUGCUGUCUACCAGCCAGGAGGAGAAAGCUGGUGAAGUGUUGGAGGAACGCGGCGAGAAAGAUAAAGCCAUGACACUGUACAUGAAGGCAAACAAACCGGUCAAAGCGGCUAAGCUGGCACUGAAAACACCUCAUCUGCUUUCAAAUGAGAAUCUUGUCACAAGAGUCUCGGCAUCGUUGAUUAAAGCGGAACUUUUCGAACUAGCAGCAGAACUUGCGAACCGUACCGGUCAACAGCAAACCGCAAUUACCCUGUACCGAAAGGGUGGUGCCUACGCCAGAGCAAUCGAACUUGCCCGUUACGUUACGCCGGAUGAUGUCACAAGUCUGGAGGAAGAGUGGGGUGAUUGGUUGGUAGGAAAACGACAGCUGGAUGCCUCUAUCAGCCACUACAUCGAGGCUGGCUGCACCGUUAAAGCACUAGAAGCGGCGGUUGGAGCUAAACAGUGGCGAAAAGCGGUACAAAUCGCGAAAGUCGUCGAUGAUCCGGAAGAAAUUCAAAAGUAUGCAGUCGAACUAGCUGAACACCUGUGUCAGAUAGGUGACGUAAAAACGGCCGAAGAAUUGUUGGUAAGGGCCGAACUGUAUCGAGAAGCGGUACAGCUACUAAACAAGCAUGGACAAUGGGAGAAAGCGUUCGACAUUGCGGACCGAUACCUGCCCGGUGCCGACGUACGGGAGAUGUUUGUGGAGCUGGCGAAAGGACUCGAGCAGGAGGGAAAAUAUAGGGAUGCGGAACGUGUCCUGCUUACGGUUAAUGAGCCGGACUUGGCCAUUAACAUGUACAAAGAACUAGAGCUGUAUGACUCAAUGAUUCGUCUUGUGGAGCGCUAUCACAAGAGCCUCCUGGAGCAGACACACCUCAACCUGGGCCGUCAGCUAGAAUCGAAAGGUCGACUUAAGAAUGCUGAGGUCCACUUUCUGGCGGCCGGUGACUGGAAGGCGGCUGUCCACAUGUACUGUACAGCGGGCAAGUGGGAGGAAGCACACCGUGUCGCUAAACAAAAAGGUGGUCAACCAGCAUCGGAGCAGGUUGCGUUUAUGUGGGCCAAGUCACUGCCGAUCGAAGGAGCCGCCCGGUUGCUCACGAAGAUGAGUCUGCUGGAUAGCUGCAUAGCUUACGCUUGUGAGGCGGGUCAGUUCGAUUUCGCGCUCGAGCUGUGCAAGGUGAGUGGUCGUUCGGCUGAUGAUGUGCAUUUGAAAAUUGCCAUGGCACUGGAGGAUGAUGGCAAAUUUACCGAGGCGGAAGCUGAAUUUUUGCUGGCAAAUAAACCCCGGGAAGCAAUUAUGAUGCAUACACACGGUGGUGAUUGGAAGUCGGCAAUUCGUGUGGCUGAAAAAUAUCUCCCAGAAGCGGUACAUGAGGUACUGCUGAGUCAGGCAAACAGUGCACUCGAAAGUCGCAACUAUCCCGAGUACGAGGCACUCAUGAUUCGUGCCGAUCGUCCUGAUUUAAUUCUGGAACACUACAAAGAAUACAACAUGGUGGCGGAUGCGUUGCGUAUCGCUAAGGAAUACGUACCGGGAGCGGUGGCAGAGUUGCAAAAGCUGUACGCACGCAUGAACCGAGGCACCGGAGAGUCGAACGACUCGCGCUACCUGCUACAGAAAGCCUCGGAGCACGCUAGGAACGAAGAGUUCCGUCGUGCGACAGAGUGUUUGUUGCAGAUAAACGAAGGAAAUGCCGAUGAGCCUACGGUGGCUCGAGCAUUGCUACGUGCUGCUGAGAUAUGCAACCAGUUCCUCGAGGGAACGGAAGCAAUGGAAAUAGCUCGCGAGCUUGGACCACGCUUGAUCGAGAUCAAUCAAAUAGGUCCCGCGGCACAGCUGUAUUUAGCUGCUGAGUUACCACAGGAAGCGGUCGAUGUCUUUAUACGUACCGACAACUGGGCAAAGGCACGACGCCUUGCAAAAGAAAUCGAUCCACAGUUGGUGGUGUAUGUGGAAGCGCAACAGAAGGCACGCCUCCGCAAUCAGGGCAACGUGGAGCAGCUGGCCGAUAUCGAUAUGGUUGGUGCGCUUGAUCUGCUCGCCGAACAGGGCCAGUGGAUGCGAUGCAUUGAGAAGGCCAAACAGCACAGUGUACCGGUGUUGCAGAAGUACAUGGCACAGUACGCGGCACAACUCAUCCGUGACGGGGACUGUGUGGCAGCUCUCAACCUUUAUCUCGAGCAUGGCGUUCCACCGGUUAGCGCCAACUUUAACAUCUACAAUCGUAUCGCACUGGAGUGUUUCGCACUGCGCGAACCUGAUGCCGUCGCCGUCUGGAAGAAUGUGCGUACGUUUCUGCUCAAUCUAGUGCAAGCACUGCGUGGAUCGGAUCAGGGCGAGGCGGAAAUUAUAGAUCGCUUCGAGCAGCUGCUAGUGAUUGCCCACUACUAUGCAACAAGAGCUGCCUGCCGUCAGGCACCGGCACUGCAAUCGAUUGCGGUGAAGAUAUCCGUUGCACUGUUGCGCUACACGGAUAUAAUUCCAUGCGACAAGGGAUACUACGAAGCAGGCAUGGACCUGCGAGGAUUGGGCCGCGAAUCCGAAGCGUUUGUAAUUCUCAACCACUAUCUGGAUGUGUGCGAAGCGAUUGAGGAAGGUUCGGGCAAUUUGGUGGAUCAUUCGGAUCUGUCGUCGACUGACUUUCCCAGCUCGGUACCGAUUCCUGCAGAACUACACCUGAAGAACGAGCUACAGCUGCACGAAGAGAUCCGUGAAUGGGUGCUCGCAGUUAGUAUGGAUCAGAAGGUUGAUCAAGCACUUCCGACCGAUGAUCGUAAUCUGUACGAAGCUAGUCUGGGGUUGUCCGAUCAACCGUGUCUGGUGAGCGGAUAUCCAGUGAUGGGACGUCAGCCGGUUGUCUUUCAGCGUACGCAUCGGCUCGCUAAUCGGGAUGCUUGGAGCAAACUGACGGUUGCCGCACGGAUGGCACCACAGACGGACAUUCCUGGUGUGAUUGAUUUCAUUGAAAAGUGGUGUGGACCUGCCAAUUUUUUGUCGGGUUAG